Messenger RNA from Megalops cyprinoides (Indo-Pacific tarpon), 1472 nucleotides. RefSeq lists its product as uncharacterized. The record is from RefSeq and is a predicted model, not a curated record. Bases 1 to 1188 code for a protein of 395 amino acids. The transcript is spliced from 3 exons. NCBI's taxonomy places the organism in Eukaryota, Metazoa, Chordata, Actinopteri, Elopiformes, Megalopidae.
AUGACUCUCCUCUAUAGUCCUUGGGAGGUGUUUGAUGCAGUCAGUGAUCUUGGCGAUGACAUUGGAUUUCAUGGAAGCCAGGAAUCUAAGCUGGUGGGUAAACUGAAAUGCGAAAGCCUGGAUGAGAGGAACAUCAUAAUAUCCCCUCGUCUUCUGGGGACGGAGGUAAGCUGUGUCUCUGAGGAGCCUUCAGGAAGGGAUUCAUGUGGAGAGAUUCUCCUGCCUCUGAUCUCUUCCAGUAAAGCGUUGGAAGAGCUGCAGAAGCACAAGGAGACUGAUAUACCCAAUGCUAGACCUUUUCACAUGAAAUCGAGCCUGCCUGAAAACAGUCCCGCCUGUGAACAGUGCGUCGGCCAAAACUCUGGCCCCACAAGCCUCGAUAUUUCAAAAGUGAAACAGCUGAUACCUGUGACCCAGAGACUCUUCUCCCCUGCACCAGUGGAGCCAACUAAAAAAAUAACCUUUGGGAGACAGAGAGAAACCCCAGGAAUACCCCAGGGUCUCAUUUCCGCUGACCACACACCUCAGCCCUGCAAAGUGGUGUGUCUCCAGAAAAGGGCAGCCGUCGAGCUGGUGGACCCGCGCCAGGAGAGCAGCGCUGCCAGGGGCCGUCAGAGGGUCAGGUCGCACAGCGCUGAUGUUUCUGCUGAUGAAGUCAGGGCAGCCAGCCGGAGGUCAGCCAGCCUGCUUCCAGGUCACGUAGGAGCGCAAGCACGGGACAGCCGAGCCAACCGGCAGCCAGGUUGCAGGCCGGUAGCGCGCCACCGCAGCCCAGACCGUGGCCAGGGACCAGGGGGCCGAUGGUCAGGCCUGCGUUACGCUGAUUACUGGCAGUCUCUUUCCAGUGGAUUAACACACUGCCGCACUCUUCCAAGCACGCACCUCCAUCCCUGGACAAGAGGCAGUGGAGAAUCCUGCCAGGGGCAUUGUAGCACAUCCAGAUUAAUCAUUAGAAAGAGCGGUGCGAGAGAUGGAAGGGGGACCGGAGGAAGUGCAGGACACCUCACUAACAGUAACAGUGAGGCAGCUAUGCCCAAGGACAUGCGGUGUCAAUCAAGACGGUGUAAGCCAAAUCCAGAGCCCCCAGAGACUGUGCUGCAGCAGCAUCGCGAUUUCACUGUGAAACACAUACUGCAGGUUCUACAGGGAAGGUUAGCCUAUUCCACUGCUCCCAGAAACCAGAUAUAACAAUUCAAUUUCAAUUUCACCAAAUAUUGGAUGUAUGUGUAAGCACAGACUAAAACCUGAUUCUCCAUGUUAAGUUUUUUUUUUUCUUCUCUUGUCACAGCUAUGUAGGUAAAUGCUUCCAAUCUUAAUAAUAUGACUUCUGGGUUAGAAAGCAAAUAAUGUAUGCGCCGAAGGAGUGUAACAGUAAUGCAAAAAGGACAUUACGCAUGCCGUCAUAGCAACAGGCAAAGAGGGUGCCGUUCACACAGAUGCAAAACAAUGUUGCUGUAAAUAAAAAAUAAAUA